AUGUGGCUCUUCGCCUUCCUUCUGCAGGCGCUCAGCUUGCUCUGCGUCAGUUCACUUGCAAUUGCCUACAAUGAUCCCUUGAUCCGUCUAGACUAUGGAGCCUUCCAAGGCAAAUACGAUGCAACCUACAACCUUUCAUACUUCCGCAAGAUCCCAUAUGCCAGCCCUCCGACGGGAAUAAACCGCUUUCGAGCGCCUCAGCCACCCCACCGCAUAUCCAAUGGUGUUUACAACACAGACCAAGAUUUUGACAUGUGCCCUCAGCGCACCGUCAACGGCUCCGAAGACUGUCUCUACCUCGGUCUCUUCUCGCGGCCCUGGAAUCCUACAUCCUCAGCGCGCAGACCCGUCCUCGUCGUCUUCUACGGCGGCGCUUUCAUUCAAGGCAGCGCCUCCUUCACCCUCCCUCCAUCCUCCUACCCCGUCCUCAACGUCACCAACCUCAACGACUACGUCGUCAUCUACCCCAACUACCGCGUCAACGCGUUUGGCUUCCUCCCCGGAAAAGCCAUCAAGGACUCGUCCACCGCCGACCUCAACCCAGGCCUCCUCGACCAGCAAUACGUCUUGAAAUGGGUUCAAUCGCACAUCCACCACUUCGGCGGCGAUCCUCGCAACGUGACGAUCUGGGGCCAGUCCGCCGGCGGAGGGUCCGUCGUCGCGCAAGUCCUUGCCAACGGCCGCCACGGGAACCCGAAGCUCUUCUCCAAGGCCCUCGCCAGCUCGCCCUUCUGGCCUAAAACCUACCGUUACGAUGACCCCCAGGCUGAAGCUAUCUACGACACCUUCGUCAACCUGACCGGCUGCGCUACCGCGAAAGACUCGCUUGCUUGCAUCAAGUCCGUCGACGUCCAGACCAUCCGCGACGCCAGCCUCACCAUCAGCGCCUCCCAUCAAUGGACAACGUCCUCAUACACCUGGGCACCUGUCCUCGACGGCUCGUUCCUCGUUGACUCUCUCUCCCGCGCAACCUCCACCUCACGACUCCCUACCUCCUCGAUCUUCAGCAUCUACAACACCCACGAGGGCGAGAACUUCCUUCCCCCCGGUCUCAGCAGCACCGCAGACUCCCAAUCCAACACCACUGCAUUCUCCACCUGGCUCACUGGCUUCCUCCCCGGCCUCACCCCAUCAGACAUCAACCGCGUCGAAUCAAUCUAUUACCCGCCCACUGGAAACACCGAAACUCUCACAAAUUAUAACUCCACCCUCAUCCGCGCCGGCCUCGUUUAUCGGGACCUUGUUCUCGCUUGUCCGGCGUAUUGGAUUGCAAACGCGGCUAGUGAGAAGGGUUACUUGGCCGAGUACACGAUCGCGCCGGCGAAACAUGCAAGUGAUACGAUUUAUUGGAAUCGUCCAAACUCCGUCCAACAAACAAAUCCCUUAGUAUAUAACGGCUACGCAGGCGCAUUCGCAAGUUUUAUUCAAACGGGGGAUCCGAACGCGCAUAAGCUCACGGGGGAGGACGUGCCGGGGGUGUUGAAGUUGCGUGGGUCGGAGUCGGAGUUCGUGGUGAGGGAGACCGGGUUUGAGAAUGUUGGGUUGACGGGGUUGAAGGAGAGGUGUGCGUUUUGGAGGAGGGUGGGGGGACGGGUUCCUGUUUAA
Aspergillus affinis is the source of this 1605-nucleotide messenger RNA. Its product is annotated as putative carboxylesterase. The coding region runs from base 1 to 1605 and encodes 534 amino acids. Lineage: Eukaryota; Fungi; Ascomycota; Eurotiomycetes; Eurotiales; Aspergillaceae. The record is from RefSeq and is a predicted model, not a curated record. The transcript has 2 exons.